Molecule: messenger RNA, 1485 nt
Organism: Coccomyxa subellipsoidea C-169
Lineage: Eukaryota; Viridiplantae; Chlorophyta; Trebouxiophyceae; Coccomyxaceae
Product: vacuolar H+ ATPase V0 sector, subunit D
Exons: 8
Coding region: 73-1128 (351 amino acids)
Biological process (GO): vacuolar transport; proton transmembrane transport; vacuolar acidification
Cellular component (GO): vacuolar proton-transporting V-type ATPase complex; proton-transporting V-type ATPase, V0 domain
Molecular function (GO): proton-transporting ATPase activity, rotational mechanism
Source: RefSeq, a predicted model, not a curated record
GUGAAGUAAACCUAUCGAGACAACCUAUUCCUUGAAGCAAGCCUUGAUGCUUCAUUGAUCAGAGCUGUCGGCAUGUACGGCCUUGAAUCCCUUUGGUUCAAUAUCAAGGAUGGGUAUGUAGAUGCCGUGGUGCGAGGGCACAGGUCAGGGCUCCUCACAAGUCCAGACUACAAUAAUCUGUGCCAAUGCGAGACUUUGGAGGAUAUUAAACUGAAUCUGACGAGCACGGAUUAUGGCCCAUACCUCGCAAACGAGCCAUCACCCCUGCACACUACCACAAUCGUGGACCGCUGCACAGAGAAACUUGUGGAUGACUGGAACAAGAUGCGGACAAACGCGGACGAGCCCCUGGGCCAGUUCUUGGACUAUUGCACCUAUGGCCACAUGAUUGACAACGUUGUGCUGAUUGUCACCGGAACUCUGCACGAGCGCGAUGUGCAUGAGCUGUUGGACAAGUGCCACCCGCUGGGCAUGUUUGAUGCCAUUGCCACGCUGGCAGUGGCCUCCAACAUGCGCGAGCUCUACCGCCUGGUCCUCGUCGACACUCCCCUCGCCCCAUACUUCUCAGAGUCCCUCUCUGCAGAGGAUCUGGACGAGAUGAACAUAGAGAUCAUGCGCAACACGCUGUACAAGGCCUACCUGGACGACUUUGCCGCCUUCUGCAACAAGCUUGGCGGCACCACCGCCGAGGUCAUGCGCAGCCUGCUCUCCUUCGAGGCGGACCGGCGGGCGCUGAACAUAACGCUGAACAGCAUUGGGACGGAGCUGACGCGCGAUGACCGGCGCAAGCUGUACAGCAACUUUGGGCUGCUCUACCCGCACGGCCACCACGAGCUGGCGGGCGCGGAAGAUUUUGACCAGAUCCGCAAUGCCAUGGAGAAGUGCCCCCCUUACCAGGCCCUCUUCAACAAGCUCGGCUACGGCGAAUCCCAGAUGCUUGACAAGGUACUGUACGAGGAGGAGGUACGCCGGCUGACGGACACGUUUGAGCAGCAGUUCCACUACGGCGUGUUCUACUCCUACAUGCGGCUGCGCGAGCAGGAGAUUCGCAACCUCAUGUGGAUCUCCGAGUGCGUCGCGCAGGACCAGAAGACCCGCAUCAUGGACGGCAUUGUCUAUUUGUUCUAGGCUGCUGCUGCCUAUGGACAUCUUAUUGGUCAUACCAGGCUGCCCAGAUGCAUCAUGCACAGUGAUGUUUCAGGGGUGCCCUACACCACUGGGGUGCCGACUCAGAUGGAGAAUGCAGAGGAGUAGUCAAGGAAGGUCAAGGAAGAUUUGGCCUCUGCCUGCAUGCGACGGGACUGCUCAAGACUAUCCAUAAUACAUAUUGGAAUGGGCUUAUGCACUCAUGGGUGUCUGCAAGAUUAGUAGAUCUCUCUGUCAAGACAGAUGUUCAGUCCAAGAAAUUAGAAUGAGACCAUGCAUGUCAGAGUGUGAUAUGUAGCGCGAUGAUCAAAAUUCCCCCUGUAACUUAAUUGGUGUAUC